Messenger RNA from Momordica charantia (bitter melon), 2729 nucleotides. RefSeq names its product aspartic proteinase-like protein 1. The record is from RefSeq and is a predicted model, not a curated record. Lineage: Eukaryota; Viridiplantae; Streptophyta; Magnoliopsida; Cucurbitales; Cucurbitaceae. Gene Ontology annotation, molecular function: aspartic-type endopeptidase activity. Gene Ontology annotation, biological process: proteolysis.
CAACCUCUGCUCUGUUUGCAGACGGAACAAUUUCAUUCGCGUAUUUGAAAAUCCAGAACUGAGGUGCUUUUUCCCACCCGAAGCCCGACGCUCAGUCGCCGAACAUUCAUCCGGCCUUCCCCGGACUUCGCCGUUCCGAAAUCUGGUCUUCACCUCGACUUUCCAUGGCGAAUUGUGUGGUUGUUUUGCUCUUAAUGGCUUGUUUCUUAGCGGACAGCUCGGUUGCGCAUACGUUCUCGUCGAAGCUCAUACAUCGGUUUUCCGAGGAGGCGAAAGCGCUUUGGGAGUCGAGGAGUGGUAAUGUGUCUCGAAAAUUUUGGCCACGGAGGGAUAGCUUGAAGUAUUUUGAAUUGCUUAUGGAUAAUGACUUGAAGAGACGGAGGCUGAAGAUCGGAUCGAAGGACGAGAUGCUUUUGCCUUCCGAAGGAAGCGAAGUUUUGUUCUUCGGGAACGAGUUUGAUUGGUUACAUUACACAUGGAUCGAUAUAGGAACACCAAGUGUUUCGUUUCUUGUUGCGUUGGAUGUCGGAAGUGAUCUGCUCUGGGUUCCGUGUGAUUGCAUUCAAUGUGCUCCCUUGUCUGCAAGUUAUUAUAGCGUACUGGAUAGGGAUUUGAGUGAGUACAACCCAGCUUUAUCGAGCACCAGCAAGCACCUUUCUUGCGACCAUCAAUUAUGUGCGUGGAGCGCAACUUGCAAAAGACCUGAUGAGCCCUGCACUUAUAAACGAGAUUAUUACUCAGAUAAUACAUCAAGUUCUGGAUUUAUGAUUGAAGAUAAAUUGCAUUUGGCAUCUUUCAGCAAACAUGCGAAACGAAGUCUUGUGCAAGCCUCGGUUGUAUUAGGCUGUGGUAGGAAACAGAGUGGUGGCUAUUUGGAUGGGGCUGCCCCUGAUGGUGUCAUGGGUUUGGGUCCUGGAAACAUUUCAGUGCCAACCUUAUUGGCAAAAGCAGGAUUAGUUAGAAACACGUUCUCACUUUGUUUUGAUGGCAAUGGUUCUGGGAGAAUUCUCUUUGGGGACAAUGGUUCUGCUACCCAGCAAACAACACGAUUUUUGCCCUUAUUUGGUGAAUUUGAUGCCUAUUUUGUUGGGGUGGAAUCUUUUUGUGUUGGUAGUUCCUGUCUGCAGAAAAGUGGAUUCCAGGCAUUGGUUGACAGUGGCUCAUCUUUUACAUAUCUUCCAGCAGAAGUCUAUAGAAGGAUUGUCUUUGAGUUUGACAAACAAGUAAAAUUAAAUGCUACCAGAAUAACUCUCCAGGAGUUUCCCUGGAGUUACUGCUAUAAUGUCAGUUCGCUGGAGUCCGCCAAUAUUCCUAGCAUGAAACUCGUGUUUCCUUUGAAUCAAAGCUUUAUACAUGAUCCUGUAUAUGUCCUCCCUGUCAACCAAGGAUAUAAAAUUUUCUGUUUAACUUUAGAGGAGACAGAUGACGAUUAUGGUAUAAUUGGACAAAACUUGAUGGUGGGUUAUCGGAUGGUUUUUGACAGGGAAAAUCUUAAAUUGGGUUGGUCCAAGUCCAAAUGCCUGGAUAUUAAUAGCAAGUCAUACAAUGCCAAGCCUCCUUCAAAUGACGGAUCGCCAAUUGCAAUACCAUCCAAUGAACAAAAAAGCCCACCAAAUAGGCAAGCAAUUGCACCCACUGCUUCAAGAACGACGUCUUCCAAAUCUUCCCCAACUGCAUCCCAUUUUUCUCCCUUGUUACUUUUGUUUCCGGUUUUCCUGGUCGUUUGUUGAGUUUCUCGAGUUCAUAUUGUACAUGCCGCCUUUCAUGACUGGGGUUUCAACUUUCAAUUACUAAAUAGGUUAUCCGUUCCUGUAAGUUAUUUAUCAUAUAGGGAAAAAUAAGUUGCUUUUUUUUUUUUGGGUAUCUAUUAACGGAUAUAUAUUUUGUAGAUAUCUCUUACAAUUGAUCAUGCAUAAGUACAACUGCCAGUUCAAUGUGUAAUUCUUUCUAUGCUCCUCCAUCAACCAAAUUAUUUGAAGAAGUGCCUGGUUUAGACAUUGUUAACAAAUAACCGAAGUUCUGUAAAACUAUAUUGGAAAGGUUUAGGUUUUGUGUACGUCAAUAAUUUCAGUACAUGCAAGGAAAAGAAACUUGGGUGGCGACUGACCAGCUUCCGCACCUCUCGUACUACUUACUAUGCUGCAAUAUUACCAGACAGGUUACAUGAAGAGGAGCAUUUUCGGAUAAAUUGAUUGAUUAGCUCUAUAUGGGCUAGUGCCUUGGUCAGAUGAGUCAUGCAGGGUGACUCCAAGGUAAAUAGACCUCCCGCAAUCAAUGAAAUAUGAGUUGUGAAAGAAAAAUUAAUAUAUUAUACAUUGCCCAAAAACAUUGGAUAGCUCUUCACUCAAGUGGUUUAACCUUUUAGAUCAAUUUGAUUUAGAAAAGAAAUGGGAAGAUGAAAUGAGUUGUUCAAGUCACAAAAUUUUAAUUCGUAAUGCAAAAAGAAUGUGAUUAGGAGGUUAAUCGUAUUAAGAUGAAGCAAAGCAACCUAAUGAAGUUGAACUGUGACUGAUACCACAGGAGGAGACCACGAUCAAGUGGGUGAAUUCAUGCCAAGGUUUGGCCUUUUCUUUUUCUGGCACUUGCUUUGGGAGAAAGUUGUACUAAGCUAGUGGUCUACUUUCUUUUUCCCAGAAAUAUUAAGUUUUUGUUAUUGGUGCAAAUCUUUUCUUAUAUUUAAGAUACGAAAUUGUCUGUUUACUUUUAAAUUUUAUUCAAAAGAUCCAAUA